This is a messenger RNA of Adineta ricciae, 2718 nucleotides long. The record is from the annotation of a GenBank genome assembly. Lineage: Eukaryota; Metazoa; Rotifera; Eurotatoria; Adinetida; Adinetidae.
AUGACAACAUCGUCAUCAUCGGGUCUUUCGCCAGAAGCGAAAGAAUUCGUUCCUGUUAUCCUGAAUCCUUCGUCAACAACGAUUCCAACAAUUUAUUCGUCGGAUCAACAAGCAAUGAUAUAUCCAUUGAUGAAAUAUCCCGAAAUGGACUUUCGUAUGCCGCCAAAUCAACAAUUUCAUCUGAAUACCAACAAUACAUCUCAAAUCAUGCUCCUACCGACACCUGGUUGUUACCCAGCUACACAAAUACUUUACCCGCCGCAUGAACAAUCAUCGGUAUUCUAUCCUAUAGAUUACAAUCCAUGUUCAUUGAUGAACUAUUCACUUUCACAUCCGAAUUCUAUUCGAAUCUCAUCUGCUCGUCAACAGAAUGGUGCUAACCAUUCGAAUACACCAUCAUCGGAGAUCACGUCAUUCAAUGCUCGCCGAAACUUUCAUUCGACAAAUAGCAAACACCAACCAAAGAGCAAUCGAGCUCGUCCUAAUCAACAACAGUACGAACAAAGAAAAGACAUCGCCAAAUCGUCCAAUAAUAAUCAGGUCAAGAUGAAUGGAACAUUAUUUAAAUUGCGAACGGAAGAUUUUCCUAGUCUUCCAAUGGGCAACUCGCAACCAGAGAAGACUGCAAUACAAUCGCAAACCUCCGUAGAUACAAAAUCAACACCGUCUUGGAACAAAGUUGUUUCUUCUCCGCGUCCGCGUUCAACAUCUACACAUUCGGCUUCCUCCGAAAAUCAACAAUCGAGGAAAACUAAAUCGCCAACUCCGACAAAACAGAGUGAAGUCACUCCGCAAAAGCAGCGUUCACAUUCCUUGACUCGUGAUAACAAAACCCAGGAAAAGCAGCACACAAAACCAGCGAAUGAAACAGAUGCUCAAACAAAGCAGAAUCAAAAGAGUUCUAAACAGAAGAAAACUAAACCGAAAGAAGAACCAGUAAUCACUACAAAAGCAGAAGAAGGACAACAACAACAACAACCAUCUAUUCCAUUCACACUCGAUGAUGAAAACUCAUUUCCAGCCCUCGGUCAAGAAACGUCCGUUUCAGCAACAAAAGAAUCUAAUCAUAAUACUUCGAUGAAAACCACUACUUCUACUCCUGGAUUGAUCAGUAAAUCCAAAAUGAAAGCCAAUCACACUUAUCAAAUACGCUUACAGGACAUGUUCAAUGCGUUAAAUACAGCUAUACAAAAUAAACAGAAUAAUACCCAGCAGAAGUCGUCCAUGAUAGGAUUCAAUGGUGCUAAUCCGCUCGAUUCCAAUCCGGCGCCCAAACGUGGUAAAGAGCGUGAACAUCCUAAAGCACACAAGCCGACCAAAUUGAAGCGAAUCAUUAAUAAAGAACUUGAGGAGAAUCAAAAACAACGACAACAACUGCUAACGAAAGUUGCCAACAUCAAACAAACCGAUGACGGAGAAAGUCAGAACGAAACCGAUGUGAUCACGGAUGAUUACACGAACGAUGCGUCACCAAUCAAGCUGCAUGAUAACACCACUGAGUGCACUAGUGCGUCAUGCACUGAGGAAUCGAAUAACGAUACUGAUGACGAUGACGAGGAUGAGGAUAUGCUCGAUCAUGAACCGACGAGUCAAUUGCAAACUCCGUAUGCUCAACAAAUGCCACAAUCAAAUAUCAAACAACAAAUUCAUGAUGCUGGUUUUCGUGAAUAUUGUUCACAAUUAAUUGAUCGUCAACUAGAUGAAUUAUGCAUACAAUUAUUAAUAACGCUGAAACGUUUUCAAGAUCGUAAAAAGCAACAAUUUCAAUCCAAUCCUGAACGUGCACGUCGAAAACGUCGUUUUGUUCAUGGUAUUCGUGAGGUCACCAAACAUUUACGUUUGCAACGUUUGAAAUGCGUUCUCAUUGCACCUGAUUGUCAAUCGAUUCAAAGUGAAGGCGGUCUCAACGAUGCUAUCGAUCAAAUAAUCAGUCUAUGCAAAGAACAAAGCAUUCCCUACAUAUUCACUCUUAAUCGUCAAAAGCUAGGCCGAUGUUUGAACAAGAUUGCUCGAAUAUCCACCAUAGGCAUCUUUGAUUACAGUGGUGCCGAUGAACUUUACAAACAAAUCAUUGGAAUUACAGACGAAAAUCAACGUGCCUAUAAACAAAUCAUUGACAAUAUUAUCAAUCAAGAAGAUGCAGCGGCUAGCGCACCAUCGCACGGAUUGAAUAGUCGAGAGUUUUACAAAAUCCUUCAUCGAACAUUUCAACAACAAAAUCAACCACGUCAAUAUAUUGUCAACACCAUACCUGAUGAAUCUCGAUCGAGAUUAUUACCUAAAGUUGCCGCACAUCAUGCACACUCGAGACAAACAUCUGAUGCGUCGACCAUUUAUAUCGAUCCUCAAUUGAGUAAUUCAAUAAAGAAACAACAUACGCGUGCAUCGAGUGGAACAUUUGAUAUGGGCAAAAGUUCAACGACGAAAAAGAAUCACCAACGAACGCUAUCGGAUGGUGCAACAAGAAUCGAUGAUACAUCUUUACAAAUCAAACAUCACGUUAAGACGCAUUCACGGACGCCCUCAGGUUGUAGUGCCAUUAGUCAAAUCGAACAGCAAGAUUAUUUUGAACAAUCAAGAAACAUGCUAAUGAAUACCAAUGAUGAGUCAACUGCCGAUAGUGAAGAGAAUCGUUUGAAAUCUAUCAAUGAAGAUACCGAAGACAAUUCCGCAAAUAUCAAACGGAAAAACGUGGAGAAAUGGAUUAAUGACAAUUGA